AUGAGAGUAAGGAAGGAUCGUACCGAGAUCAAGGUGGAGAAGGCCCGCAAGGACAGUAACCGCCUUCGGGCUGAAAAUGAUGCCAAAGAUCCUCCAUGUAGCUGUUGGCACGAUCUUGCUGCUCCUCGAUGCAUCGAAUGGCUGCUUCAUUCCGUUUUCCCUAACAACGCAAGGACUGGUACUCAUGUUCUGGCUCGAAGUGUGCUCCUGAAGGCUAAUCGUGAAAGGGUGGUGGCAGUUGUCGGAUUGGGAGGGUGGACGGGAGGCGCCGGUGGAAGUAGGAGAGGAGGAGAGCUGGUGGAUGUGCGAUUUCCGGGGAUGAAGGGGAAUGGCGAGAAUAGGUGCGCUACGUCGGUCGUCGGCUGGAGAGGAAAGAGGAUAGGGAAAGGGACGGCAGCAGGUGAUGGCGAGGUAGCGAUGACUGGAGGCGGAAGCAGGCGGCAUCGGUGGUGGCAGGGUGGUCUUCUUCGGCGGCAGCAGAAGGUGGGCGACUGGCUGUUGUGUUCGCUGUGGACGGGAGUUACAAGGGGGGAAGGUUUGGUGCGUCGGGUUAAGGGGUUAUAA
Molecule: messenger RNA, 564 nt
Organism: Lactuca virosa
Lineage: Eukaryota; Viridiplantae; Streptophyta; Magnoliopsida; Asterales; Asteraceae
Source: the annotation of a GenBank genome assembly